GCGACAGGGUCACACAGACGAAUGGCGAGCACCAUGGCCUGGUGCACUCAGUUGAGUGUGGUGCUUCUCCUGACGUCUCUGCAGAUGAACGGUAAAUUCACGAAGGCGACGCGGUUCGAAGGAAUAAACCCGGCUCUUAUUAAGCUGAAGGUACGGCAAGGAUCGGACGGCAUCAACGUGACGUGGAACAGGCCGAACAAGAAAAUUACACACACGUGUUACGACACCAACCUGCAAUACAGGAGCCAGUGCGGUUCGGACUGGCUGAAUUUCGUCCUGCAUUCCUUCAGCUUCGUCCUCGGGGAUCUGGGGAGGGGCUGCGGGAGAAACUACACGUUCAGGGCGAGGAUGAGGUACGCCUGUCUGUACCGAUCCUGGAGCCCCUGGAGCCCGGAGAAGCACUGGACGGAGGAAACCGUUUCGGCUAGCUGCUUCAAAGCUAAGCCGAACCUGCAUUUAUUAAUCAGUUUGAUCCCGGCGAUAUUCCUCCUGGGUCUGCUCAUGGCACAAAAACCAAUACGGAGACUGAUCCUUUCAAAGGUUCCUGAUCCAAAGCACAUUUAUGAUGAUCUCCUGAAGAUUGACCAGUCUCAGCUGGAGCAGACGUUCAAAGACCACAACGCUGAAUGUGAGACCUUCAAGAUCGAGAUUGUCCAGCCGGAAAAGGAGGUGGAGGAGGAGCAGAGCAAACAGUCUGCUGAUGCAGGUCCCACAGAAACCGUCACACUGACCCCAGACUCAGCCACACUGACCCCAGAACCAGCCACACUGACCCCAGAACCAGCCACACUGACCCCAGAACCAGCUGCACUGACCCCAGAACCAGUCGCACUGACCCCAGACUCAACCACACUGACCCCAGACUCAGCCACACUGACCCCAGAACCAGCCACACUGACCCCAGAACCAGCUGCACUGACCCCAGAACCAGCUGCACUGACCCCAGAACCAGCUGCACUGACCCCAGAACCAGUCGCACUGACCCCAGACUCAACCACACUGACCCCAGACUCAACCACACUGACCCCAGAACCAGCUGCACUGACCCCAGAACCAGCCGCACUGACCCCAGAACCAGCCGCACUGACCCCAGAACCAGCUGCACUGACCCCAGAACCAGCUGCACUGACCCCAGAACCAGCCGCACUGACCCCAGAACCAGCCGCACUGACCCCAGAACCAGCCGCACUGACCCCAGAACCAGCUGCACUGACCCCAGAACCAGCUGCACUGACCCCAGAACCAGCUGCACUGACCCCAGAACCAGCCGCACUGACCCCAGAACCAGCCGCACUGACCCCAGAACCAGCCACACUGACCCCAGAACCAGCCGCACUGACCCCAGAACCAGCCGCACUGACCCCAGACUCAGCUGUGAGGGGACCCACCGGCCCUUCAUAUUCUCCCGCGCACAGCGGCUACGUAUACUGCUGA
This is a messenger RNA of Conger conger (European conger), 1434 nucleotides long. RefSeq names its product cytokine receptor like factor 2 (gene crlf2). Gene Ontology annotation, molecular function: protein binding. The coding region runs from base 22 to 1434 and encodes 470 amino acids. The transcript has 6 exons. The record is from RefSeq and is a predicted model, not a curated record. NCBI's taxonomy places the organism in Eukaryota, Metazoa, Chordata, Actinopteri, Anguilliformes, Congridae.